Molecule: messenger RNA, 3329 nt
Organism: Periophthalmus magnuspinnatus
Lineage: Eukaryota; Metazoa; Chordata; Actinopteri; Gobiiformes; Gobiidae
Gene: rnf40
Product: ring finger protein 40
Cellular component (GO): nucleus; HULC complex
Molecular function (GO): metal ion binding; ubiquitin protein ligase activity
Source: RefSeq, a predicted model, not a curated record
UAUUGUGUCACUUCCGCUUCUCUAUGUGUACGUUCGUUGUCUGCCGAUUGAAGUAAAGGCAAAGGGAAAAUGUCAGGUGCUGGGGGAGGAAAGCGUCCCAUGGGCGGGGACAGCCCCCCUGGCCCACCUGAGAAGAAAAGUAAAAAGGAGGAGAAGACCACUACCACUCUGAUUGAACCCAUUCGCAUUGCUGGUGUCUCCUCAACGGAGGAAAUGGACAUGAAGGUUAUCCAGUUCAAAAACAAAAAGCUCUGUGAGCGUUUGGAGCAGAGACAGGCAAUGGAGGAUGAGCUGCGAGAAAAAAUUGAGAAACUAGAGAAGCGACAGGCCACAGAUGACACAACUCUCCUUAUUGUCAAUCGUUACUGGUCACAGUUGGAAGAAAACAUGCAUAUUCUACGCAAACGCAUUGAACCAGUGCUGUCAGCUCCAUCAGCCUCUGCGCCAUUCUCAGCUCCACUCCCUGACUCAACUCCAAUGGAGGAAGAUGGCAUCAACAUGGUGUCACCAACUUCAUCUUCGUCUGUGCCUAUGCCUCCAUUGCCCGAAGGACAGGUUGUUGCAGAGCAGCCAGAGCCUCCAAGGGAUGAACACCAAGAGGAGAGUGUCCUGGAAGCACCGCAUCAACCUCCUCCUCCUGAAGGAACAGAAGAGCAAAUGGCAUCUACCGAGCAGCCACAAGCUACUGAUCCACUUCCACCUCCACCUCCUCCUCCCUUGAGUGAAAAUGCUAAAGUCUUCCUUAUAAUAUUGGAGCACAGCAGCGAGGAGGAGUUGUCACUUCAUCUUCAGGACCGUAUGAAGUUUAGCAAAGAUGUUGUUGGAAGCUUGGUGUCUGUCUUUGACAGACUACACAGUGGUAUUGAUGACAUGUGCAAGAAGCUUCGGGCCGAAGUAUGCCAAGAGGAUAACCAGACUGAAAUUAUAAAUACAAAUCAGAAGCUACAUGAGGAAUACAGUCGUCUGAGGGACAUUGCUACUCAGUUGCAAGGCCGACAUCACAAAAUGUCAAUGGAGUAUAAUGAGUUAGUAGAUAAAGUGACUAGUGCAGAGACCAAAGUGACUGAGAUGCAGACCACAGUAGAAGACUUACAGUGAUACAGAGAGCUGCGCAAUAGGGACAAAAAGCUCAACAAGCAUCUUGCAGAGGCAAUGGAGCAGCUUAAGUCUGGAUACAGUAGCACUGGCAGCUCUGGUGGGUUGCCUGGGGGCCAGAUCACUCUAAACAUUCAGAAGUUUGAAAGUCUCAAUGCAGAGCUAGAGCACUACCAGGAAUUGGCAAAUAGCCGAAUGGCAGAGUUGGAGAAGCUUCAGGUGGAGCUUCAAGAAGCAGUUCGGGAAAGUGAAAAACUCAAGAUGGACUUGCGCAAUAUUCCAGAGGAGGUUGUGAAGGAGACCACAGAAUACAAAUGUCUCCAGUCUCAGUUUUCGCUGUUAUACAAUGAAUCUCUUGGUGUGAAAACUCAGCUGGACGAGGCACGGGCCCUUCUGCUCACAGCAAAGAAUGCUCACCUUCGUCAGAUAGAGCACAUGGAGAGUGAUGAGCUGUCUCUUCAGAAGAAGUUACGGACUGAGGUUAUUCAGCUAGAGGACACCUUGGCCCAGGUGCGCAAAGAAUAUGAGAUGCUGCGUAUUGAGUUUGAACAGAAUUUAGCAGCAAAUGAACAAGCAGGACCAAUCAACAGAGAAAUGCGACAUUUAAUUAGCAGUCUGCAAAACCACAACAUGCAAUUGAAAGGUGACGUACAGCGCUUCAAAAGGAAACUGAAAGAAACACAAAUGGAGAUUAAUAAGUUGCGCUGCCAGAGUGGAGACACAGGGGUCCUCAUCCUCGAGGAAAGCACAUCUGACAGCAUUGAUGUCAAGAAGGAGGAAGAAGAAGACCAGGAGGAAGAGGAAGAACGAAGGAAGGAGCUGGAGCGGCAACAGGCUCGAGAUAGGGAGAGAGCGAGAGAGGUUGAGCGAGAACGCGAACGAGAGAGGGAGAGAGAGAGGCAGCGCAGUGAUGAACUCAAGAGGAACUCUGACACUCUGAAGAUGCUCCGAGUGGAUCUCAAAAAAGCCCAAGAGUCCCAGAAAGAGAUGAAGCUCUUAUUGGACAUGUACAAAUCUGCCCCAAAGGAGCAGAGAGACAAAGUGCAGCUGAUGGCAGCUGAACGCAAGUCCAAAGCAGAGGUGGAGGAGUUAAGGAUGCGGGUGCGAGAGCUUGAAGAAAGGGAGAGAAAGGAGAGUAAAAAGUUAGCUGACGAAGAUGCACUGAGGAAGAUCAGAGUGGCUGAAGAGAUGAUUGAGCAUCUGCAAAAGAAACUGGCUGCUACUAAACAGGAGGAAGAGAAUCUUUUGAGUGAGAUGGAUGUCACAGGCCAGGCCUUCGAGGACAUGCAGGAGCAGAACAGCCGGCUCCUGCAGCAGCUCCGGGAAAAGGACGAUGCAAACUUCAAACUAAUGAGUGAGCGAAUCAAAUCAAACCAAAUCUAUAAGUUACUUAAGGAGGAGAAGGAGGAGCUGGCCGACCAAGUCCUCACUUUCAAAACCCAGGUGGACGCACAGCUGCUUGUGGUGCAGAAGCUUGAAGAGAAAGAGGGCGUUCUUCAGAGCACACUGGCUGCUCUGGAGAAGGAGCUGGCCGUGCGAACACAGGCACUGGAACUCAACAAGAGGAAGGCUGUAGAGGCUGCUCAGCUGGCAGAAGACCUGAAGGUGCAGCUGGAGCACACUCAAGCCAAGCUCAAAGAGAUCCAGGUGUCUGUGGCAGAGAACCGCACAGCUCGUGAGAGGGAGAGCAGCAACCUCAAGCGUGCACAGGAGGAUCUGUCCAGGCUGAGGCGGAAGCUGGAGAAACAGAAGAAGGUGGAGGUGUACUCUGAUGCGGAUGAGAUUUUACAAGAGGAGAUUAACCAGUAUAAGGCCAAGCUGAGAUGCCCCUGCUGCAACAUGCGAGACAAAGAGACCGUGCUAACAAAAUGUUUUCACGUUUUCUGCUACGAAUGUCUCAAGAUGCGCUACGACACGCGUCAGAGGAAGUGCCCAAAGUGCAACUGUGCCUUCGGAGCCAAUGACUUUCACCGCAUCUACAUCACCUAAAGCAAACGGGGUAAACAAAAGGACUUCAAAAGUGUGGAGAGAACCAAAAGACAGAAACACACAAACUGAAAUGUGACAGCUCCUGGAUGCCCUGUGUUUCUGCUGAAAGACUUCAUGUGCUGCAUCAUUACCAGUCUAUGAAUAAUAUCGUGACCAAACCGAUAGUGACACAUUGAAGAGUUUUGUGCUGUUAAGAGUGUAGUGAAUAAACAGUUGUUUGUAACAUAUGGAUGCAUUUCCACACA